UCGUAGGAGCAGCGCGUGCGCCUGGACGGGGCCCCCCGAGCGCGAGUCCCCUCAGCGCACCGCCGCGCUCUCCUUCCCCUCGCCCCCGUGUCCUCCCCCGCUCCCCGGAGCGCCGCGCUGGGGGUCGCCGGGGCGAGACGAUGGAGGAGCCGCAGCGCGGCCGCUCGCACACCGUCACCACAACUACCAGCUCCUUCGCCGAGAACUUCUCCACCACCAGCAGCAGCUUCGCUUACGACCGCGAGUUCCUCCGCACCGCGCCGGGGCUCCUCAUCGUGGCCGAGAUCGUCCUGGGACUGCUGGUAUGGACACUGAUUGCUGGCACGGAGUACUUCCGGGUCCCAGCGUUUGGCUGGGUCAUGUUUGUCGCUGUGUUUUACUGGGUGCUCACUGUCUUCUUCCUCAUCCUCUACAUAACCAUGACCUACACCAGGAUUCCCCAGGUGCCCUGGACUACAGUGGGCCUGUGCUUUAACAGCAGUGCCUUCAUCUUAUACCUCUCGGCGGCCGUCGUUGAUGCCUCGUGUGUCUCCCCGGAGAGGGACAGUCACAACUCCAACAGCUGGGCUGCCUCAUCGUUCUUUGCCUUCCUGGUCACCAUCUGCUACGCUGGAAACACCUAUUUCAGUUUUAUAGCAUGGAGGUCCAGGACUGCGCAGUGAUGGGCCAUGUGGAUACAUUAAAAGGAAAAGAAGAAUCUCACUGUCCCAGCAGCUGUAGGUAUGAUGUACAAUAUUCCUAGAGAACUGUAUUUAAUGAACAUUUUUGUAUACUGAGCUCAACUGGCCAGCCGUGGCUGGUUUACAAUUACACUGGAUCCUGAUUUGCAGAACGCUGCAGCCUCUAAUGCAUUCACUCGUUCGGUGUCUUUUCUGAUG
Messenger RNA from Ochotona princeps (American pika), 878 nucleotides. It is a transcript of the gene CMTM8, whose product is annotated as CKLF like MARVEL transmembrane domain containing 8. NCBI's taxonomy places the organism in Eukaryota, Metazoa, Chordata, Mammalia, Lagomorpha, Ochotonidae. The coding region runs from base 141 to 662 and encodes 173 amino acids. Gene Ontology annotation, biological process: myelination. Gene Ontology annotation, molecular function: structural constituent of myelin sheath. The record is from RefSeq and is a predicted model, not a curated record. The transcript is spliced from 4 exons. Gene Ontology annotation, cellular component: membrane.